UUUACAAGCAAAAAUAACGAUUUCUUUGGUUUUUUCGUUAUAUUGACGAACUCAUCUUCUUCGCAUUUCAUCAAACACCUUCCUGACCAAAUCAUUUUACUUGAACUAAGCCCAGAUCACUUGGAGUCAAUAUUUGAAGCAACAUUUGUGACUGAGAAACGAUAAGGAUGUACAGCUCCAAAUGAUCACCUCUUUACAUUUACCAUCACCGUUUCUUUGCGGAGCAUAGAUUUGAUAUUAGUAUGUGACUCAAAAGGUGUUUGAUGAAAUGCUUCAAUGAGAAACGAUCACCCGGACCAACUUCAUAAAGGGUAACGGUAGCUCUAUGAUAAAUUGCACACACUAAAAGAUCUUAUUUGCCACAAAAUGCCUGCAACUUUGCGGCUCAAAGUUAAAAUGUUUAAUCACUUCUUCAAGUUUACAACCUCUCAUAGCUUUUGUUCAUCAAGAGUCAAUAUUCCAAAAACACUCAAUCAGCUACUUAAUCAGCGACCACCAUUGUUGCAAAUCAAGCAAGUACACGCUCAAGUUAUCACCCAAUCACUCUCAUCACAUUCCAUUUUGAUUGACUCUUUAAUUCAUUGUUAUCUCUCAACUAAUAAUCUAAACUUUGCAAGAACUCUAUUUGAUCAAUACCCAAACUAUCCCCCAUCAAUAUUGCUAUGGAAUAUAAUGAUCAGAUCAUAUUCCAAGCUCCAGAAUUCUCGAGAACCAAUCAAUCUUUUUCGCCGAUUGAACGCCUUAGACCAAGAUUCUUCGGUUGCCCCAGACCAUUACACAUUCACUUUCUUGAUCACGUCGUGCACACACCAAAACUCAGAGUUACAUGGCAUGACCAUUCAUGGGAUUGUCAUUAAAAAUGGGCAUGUAAGUAAUCUAUACGUAGGUAAUUCAUUGAUAAAUUUGUAUGCUGUGUUUUGCAUACUAGAUGAUGCCUGCAAGGUGUUCGAUGAAAUGCCUGAAAGAGACGUCUUUUCAUGGACCAGUCUGCUAGGUGGGCACGCCAAGCAGGGGAAAAUAACACGAGCCUGUGAAAUCUUUGCAAUGAUGCCGAUGCGUAACAUGGUAUCAUGGGCUGUUAUUAUUUCAGGAUUUCUUGAUCAGGGUAGGUACACCGAUGCGCUUAUAUACUUCCAUGAUAUGCUAAGGGAAUCACAUGGUUGUUUUAAGCCAAAUGAAGCCGUUCUUGUUUGUGCUUUAUCUGCUUGCGCUAACCUUGAGGCUUUAUAUCAAGGAAAGCGGAUUCAUGCAUACAUAUACAAGAACGGUUUCACUAAAAGGUCUAACAUCUCGACUGCUCUUAUUGAUAUGUACUCAAAAUGCGGGAUCAUAAACGAUGCAUAUCAAGUUUUCAACAGCAUUUCUGAACCAGAUGUUUGCAACUACACAAGCAUGAUUUCAGGGUUCUCGGAUCAUGGAUUGGGUAGCAACGCCCUUCGAGUUUUUCACCAAAUGAUUGCUCAAAACGUCACUCCCAAUGAGAUAACACUUCUUGGUGUCUUAAAAGGAUGCAGCCAUUCGGGUCUAGUAGAAGAGGGUUCUUUCAUUUUCUACAAUAUGGGUCGGUAUUGGAACAUUGAACCCAAAGUCGAACACUAUGGUUGUUUUGUAGAUUUACUAGGUCGUGCUGGCCAUUUGAAACCGGCCUUAGUGAUUGCAAUAAAAAUGCCUUUAGAUCCCGAUAUAGUUAUAUGGAGGGCGUUGUUAAGUGGUUGUAGAAUUUACAAGGAUGCGAAUCUUGCAGACAAGAUCGUUGCAUACGUCGAGCAGGGGUAUUGUAGUCAAUUCAGUGGAAAUGAAGUGCUUCUUUCAAACUUAUAUGCUUCUUUAAGCAAAUGGGAAAGAGUUGGUGAAAUACGAAAAAUAAUGAGCCAAAGAGAGAAUGAAUCAAGACCGCGAUCAGAAUCAAGCGUAGGAUGCAGUUGGAUCGACGUGAAUGGUGCUGUUCACGAGUUUCGUGUCGAUGAUCAGUUGCACCCGCAUAUUGAAAAGUUAAACGAUGUAUUGAAAAGACUAAUGUUAGACGAGAUGUCUGAAAUCGAGUUUUGCAAGUGAUUAUCUGAUUAUUGUUGUUGAAAUGAAAAUCAUUAGAAAUUGGUUUCUA
Molecule: messenger RNA, 2104 nt
Organism: Helianthus annuus (common sunflower)
Lineage: Eukaryota; Viridiplantae; Streptophyta; Magnoliopsida; Asterales; Asteraceae
Product: pentatricopeptide repeat-containing protein At3g47530
Exons: 1
Coding region: 367-2055 (562 amino acids)
Biological process (GO): RNA modification
Molecular function (GO): protein binding; RNA binding
Source: RefSeq, a predicted model, not a curated record